Messenger RNA from Dromaius novaehollandiae (emu), 3205 nucleotides. Its product is annotated as synaptonemal complex protein 1-like. NCBI's taxonomy places the organism in Eukaryota, Metazoa, Chordata, Aves, Casuariiformes, Dromaiidae. The record is from RefSeq and is a predicted model, not a curated record. The coding region runs from base 2269 to 2877 and encodes 202 amino acids. The transcript is spliced from 5 exons.
AAAGUGGGCUAUAUUAUAUAUUAUUAUAAUACUAUAUAACUAUAAUAUAACUAUUAUAAUAGUCUGAACAGCAGUCUCUCAGAGAUCACUCCCUAGUUCUCUAUGAUGCCAGAUGAUCAAAGACAAAGUUUCCUUCAAAGUUUGAAUCCAGCAACACAAAGGCCUUCUGAUACAGAAGGCUGGGCAUAAUCAGUGACUGUCGAACUGGCUGUUGGUACUGUCCUUGCCUUUGUUGGUUCCUGCCCACAAGGUAAAGACAAAUGCAAGUAUUGGAUUUCCAGGUGUUGCUAAUGUUGCUGGGAUUUUUAAUCUCCUUGCAUGUCCUGUGUGGAGGUGCAAUAUGAUGAUAAUGGCAACCCCAACCUUAAGCCAGUUUGCACUGACUGAAUCAGGUUCCUUGCAAGAAGUAAAGAAAAUACCCUUUCUACUAGAUACAACUUGAUACUAGUUAAACAGUAUGAUGACUUGCUUUCUUCUCGUCCAAGAUUCCUCUAAUACUGAGGACGAUCUCCUGUGAUGCAGAUCAUUAGCAUAGCAGUACAUAACCCAUCCCGAGAGCCUUUUCACAGUUGAUAGGUGAAUGCCAUAGAGAUUCAUCUCUUUCUUCCUGUGUUGUAAGAAUAUUUCCAGUACUGACCCUCCCACUCUCACCAUUGUCAUUGUUCAGCUCCUUCCCUCCCUUCUCCUCAUCAUCACUCAUAUGUUGUCACUGUUCUGAUGUUCUGAACCCUUAUAUUUGUUUCAUUCACAGUCUCCAUCUUGCUUCUGUUAUGAUCACCCAUUUUUUGAACUGUGCAAGAGCUCAAUAGCAGAAUCCAGUACCUGUGUCUCCCAGUUUUAGAAAGAUAAGCCCUGAGAGUGAUCUUGCAGUCCCUGUUUAUGUCAGAUAUUAACAGAAAGAGUUUAAUGUUCCUCUUCUAAGCCAGGUGGUGCACAAGAUCUCUGUCAUAGCAUUUGUGGUCCAUGCACACCUUCCCUCUGGUUUUCAGGCUUUGUAUCAGAGAGGGCUGAAGGAAGUGUGUCUGGGCCCAACUGCCAUAGCAUGACAGGUUUGAUUUGGUGUUUCCUCCCUUUUUGGGCCUCAGUACUGGUACUGGACAUUUAGAUCAUUCUUUGGAACUAAAAAUCUCUUUUCUCUCUCUGGAUUUUGACAAAGAUCACUCAGUGGCAAUUUUUAGCCCACUAUUUUUGAUCUUCAGAUGGAAACAGAACAGUUCCCUAAGGGGAUGUAAAUUCAGUGCUCAGAACUGCCUUUUUUCAUCACAGUUCAUGUGUUUUCAGAAUAUUAUUUUCAUUUUCCAGUUCUUGGUAUACAUCCUGUGCUGCUUCUAAGGUGAUUUUAAAGUUCUAUUUGAAUUAAACCGAUUUUUCUGUUUUCCUUCUAAGGCUUCAUUUUUCUGGGUUAUACAGUCUUCAUACCCAUGCUGUCAAGAGAGUUCUGUUCUACUAAUAGGACAAAACUUAAUGAUGAUGUCAAAGGCUGUUGAAAGAUCUAAGAAGUGAGCUAUCACUAACUAGUGAGUGUCAAAGAGCAUAGCAGUUUAGAUAAGGGUCUGUUCUGACAUAGCCAAAGGGUAUCUUGUAAUGCCAUCAUCUGAGUAUAAACCAUCAGAGACUGAGAAAUAUUAAUGUUUUUCUGGGAAGCUUAUCCAUUCCUGCUACCAACCAUGUUGUCACCUGGAACUUUAUCCAUAACGUCACCAAAUAUUGCUCCAUUAUAUAGAAAUUCAGAAAUUAUGCUGCAUUUGCUACAUGGAACACUCCCAGUAAGGAUGAAUAUGUUUGUAGACUAUCAUUUGAAACUUGAAAAAGGAGUUAUUUACCACCUAGCACAAUACUUUGAAAAGAGUAAGUCACAUGUAUGUUAAUUUCUUGUUCUCUUUCCCAUAGUCUUCUUGACUUAUUUCACUCUGCUUCUGCAGCUGAGAGAAAAUAAAUGGUGCCAGGUGUGCUCUGCUUUAUGUACUCAUAUAUCAGACAUUGUAUAUAUUGUGUAUCCACUCUGUGCUAAAAAGAUAAUUAUUUGAGUUCAAGGGAUGGUGGAUAUUAGGAAAUGCAAGUGUAUGUGAGACCUGCACAUCCUGAAGAACACAGUUGCUGAUACAUAACAUUUCUCUUUCUUUCACUUUUCUUUCUUUCCUGGGGCUGGCGGAUGGGGUGGAUUUAAGCUGGUUUGUGUAUGUCCCAAGCUUGAAGGCCGAGAUUAAAGCAAUAUAUGGUGAGCUAGAGGAAAAACAAAAAGAGAGACUGAAGAAGAAAGAAGAAGAUAUGAAGAUGAUGGAAGAGAUUGAGAGAUCAGUAACUGAUCUAGAAACAAAAUUUAGAAGAAAUAAAAAUAUAUUUAAAGAAAACCAUGAGAAACUAUUGUAUUUGGAUCAGAGGAUACAAGAGCUAGACCAACAGCAGAAGCAAACAGAACAACAACUGGAGCAAAGAAGCACUAUUGUGCAGCAGCAAUUAAAUGAUAUACAGGGAAAAUAUUCAGUUCUUUCCAGUCAAAUUGCUGAAAACUCUCACACUACUGAAAAUUUUAAAAUUGAACUUAGAGAAUUAAAUGCAUUAUGGAACAUAAAGGAAAUGCAGAUGGAAAAUACAGAAAAAUCUUUCAUUGAUUUGGGGAAAAAUUUAAGUGCUGUGAUGUUUAAGCGGCAAAAUGUUCAGAUGGCAUUUAAUCAUCUCCAAGGUGAGCUAGCAGAAUAUGAAAAAAGAUUAAAGCAGGAAGAAAAAACAUAUGGAGAGUUACUACAGACAAGAAAGAAAAAUUUGGAAGAUUUGGAAGUGAGUAUUAUCAGACCUGCGUUUUCUUAUAUAAGAAGUAAACCAACUAUUUGGUUAGUUCUGGCUCUUUUUAGAUGCACAGUUUUAUCAAAAGUUUAAAAUAUGUAAUAUCUUCUUGUCAGUGUGCAAAAUAAUAUUGCCAUUGAAAUAAAUCACUGUUUCUCUGUGGUAGAAUUUUGUAUUUCUGUGAAUAAAGAAAUGAUUUUAGGAAAAUUAUAAAACUGUUCAUUUGCUUUUGCACUUUUAAUUUUCUGUUAAUGUUUAAGGUUAUUGCAAACUUUAUCUAUCUUCUAUGUUUUCUUUAACUUUGAUUUGUGUAUACCUCUGGGAAAGAAAAGAAAUCUCUCCUGCUGACUUGAAAAAUGUAUUCUCAUUAAUCAUCCUUUUCACUAACUGUUCAGUAACAAAAUCUCAGAGCAUCGAUAAG